Messenger RNA from Corythoichthys intestinalis (scribbled pipefish), 1696 nucleotides. RefSeq names its product tubulin alpha chain-like. NCBI's taxonomy places the organism in Eukaryota, Metazoa, Chordata, Actinopteri, Syngnathiformes, Syngnathidae. Gene Ontology annotation, molecular function: GTP binding; structural constituent of cytoskeleton. The transcript is spliced from 4 exons. The record is from RefSeq and is a predicted model, not a curated record. Gene Ontology annotation, cellular component: microtubule; cytoplasm. Gene Ontology annotation, biological process: mitotic cell cycle; microtubule cytoskeleton organization. The coding region runs from base 157 to 1506 and encodes 449 amino acids.
UCCACCUCUGCCUCCACCUCUUUUGUCAGUUAUAAAAGUAUAUGCGUUUGACAGGCUGAUGGGACUUUACUCACAGAGAUCUCAUUAUAGGUGCACUGUGAGGACCAUCUGGUUUUGAAUUUUCUUGAAAAAAAAAAGGACACUGUAAACAUCACAAUGCGUGAGUGUAUCUCCAUCCAUGUGGGUCAGGCUGGUGUCCAGAUGGGCAACACCUGCUGGGAGCUGUACUGUCUGGAGCACGGCAUCCAGCCAGACGGCCACAUGCCUGAAUCCAGGCCUGCAGGAGGCUCUGAUGAUUCCUUUACCACUUUUUUUAGUGAGACUGGUACCGGCAAGUAUGUGCCUCGGGCUAUCUUUGUCGACCUGGAGCCCACCGUCAUAGAUGAGGUGCGCACAGGCACAUAUCGUCAGCUCUUCCAUCCCGAGCAGCUCAUCUCUGGGAAGGAGGAUGCUGCCAACAACUACGCUCGUGGUCACUACACAGUUGGGAAAGAGCACAUUGAUUCAGUAUUGACCAGGAUCCGUAAAUUGUCUGACCAGUGCACUGGCCUCCAAGGUUUCCUAGUGUUCCACUCCUUUGGAGGAGGAACUGGUUCUGGCUUUACCUCUCUUCUAAUGGAACGUCUUUCAGUCGACUUUGGCAAGAAAUCCAAGCUGGAGUUUGCCAUUUAUCCAGCCCCUCAGGUGUCGACUGCUGUGGUGGAGCCGUACAACUCCAUUCUGACCACACACACCACCCUAGAACACUCGGACUGCGCCUUCAUGGUGGACAACGAGGCCAUCUACGACAUCUGCCGUAGGAACCUAGACAUCGAUCGUCCGUCGUACACCAACCUAAAUCGACUUAUCAGUCAGAUCGUCUCCUCCAUCACCGCCUCGCUGCGCUUUGACGGAGCUCUGAAUGUAGACCUGACUGAGUUCCAGACUAAUCUGGUGCCCUACCCGCGCAUCCACUUCCCCCUGGCGACCUACGCCCCCGUCAUCUCGGCAGAGAAGGCGUACCACGAGCAACUGACAGUGGCGGAGAUCACCAACUCCUGUUUCGAGCCAUGCAAUCAGAUGGUGAAAUGCGACCCUCGCCACGGCAAGUACAUGGCGUGCUGUCUGCUAUACCGAGGCGAUGUCGUGCCUAAAGACGUGAAUGUGGCUAUUAGCAACAUCAAAACCAAGCGCUCCAUCCAGUUUGUAGACUGGUGUCCCACUGGCUUCAAGGUGGGCAUCAACUACCAGCCCCCCACUGUGGUUCCUGGUGGAGACCUGGCCAAGGUCCAGAGGGCCGUGUGCAUGCUGAGCAACACCACCGCCAUAGCUGAGGCCUGGGCCCGACUAGACCACAAGUUUGACCUGAUGUAUGCCAAGAGGGCCUUUGUGCACUGGUACGUGGGAGAGGGGAUGGAGGAAGGAGAAUUUUCCGAAGCCAGAGAGGACAUGGCUGCUCUAGAGAAGGAUUACGAGGAAGUGGGUGUCGACUCAUGGGAGGAAAAUGAGGAUGGAGAGGAGUAUUAGAUGAGGAAGAGGUAGACUGAGCAACUUCAUUUCUGACCUGCAUUAUAAAGGCUGGUAUCUUUUCAACUAAUAAACAAGAGGAAGAAGUUUGUAAGGGCUCAAUCGCAUCAUGUUUGCUUUUUCUGAUCUUGACUCUCCUUUGAAGGGAAGCAUGUUUGUAUUUUCUUCAAAUAAAACCGUUUAAAUUUGA